This is a messenger RNA of Microplitis mediator, 1344 nucleotides long. RefSeq lists its product as uncharacterized. Bases 1 to 1344 code for a protein of 447 amino acids. The transcript has a single exon. The record is from RefSeq and is a predicted model, not a curated record. NCBI's taxonomy places the organism in Eukaryota, Metazoa, Arthropoda, Insecta, Hymenoptera, Braconidae.
AUGAACGUACGUUGUCAUCAUUGUAGUGCAAAACCUGUUGCUGCUGAAGUCGUUUCAAAUAAACCUAAUUCUUUCAAUGACUGUUGUCGUCAUGGUGAAGUUGCGUUAGAACCUCUUCCAGAAUUUCCGUUGUUGUUAAAAUCCUUAUUCGAAGGCACUCAUAACAAAUCGAAAAACUUUUUCGAACGUAUUCGCAAUUUCAAUAGUUCGUUCUCUUUCGCUUCUUUUAAUGCUAACUUGGUUGAUUUAUCUUCUCAAAGACGGGGCCCAUAUUGUUUCAAAAUACAAGGUCAAAUUUAUUAUCAAAUGAAUACUUCAAUAUAUCCAUCUUCGGAUGAAUCACCAAGUUAUGGUCAACUAUUUAUUGUAGAUUCGACUGAAUUAGUAGAAUAUCGGUCUGAAAGAAAUGUGGAUUGCGAUAAAGAUCUUUUACAAGCCAUCGAUGUGACAAUUUGUCAGCAUAACGUUUUCGCGAAAUCCUAUCAAAUGAUGAAAGAGGUAUUAAAAGAUCAAUCAACAAUUAAUGUAAAUGGUGAAAUUGUUGAACCCGAGUUGAAUUUAAUUUUUUCAUUGAAACCUGGUAUGGAUAUUAGAAGGUAUAAUUUGCAAAGGGAAAAUGAAGUCGCUGCAGUUUUUUCAAUGGCGGCUGAUGGUGAAAUUCCUGGAUCAUAUGUUACGAUUCAAAAUAAAACAUCAAAAACAUUUCAAUAUUUAAGUACAAUGAAUCCUAACACUGAACCCUGGGUCUAUCCUCUAUUUUAUCCUUAUGGCAAUCAAGGAUGGCAUCAGUCUAUACCAUACGUGUAUAAAACCCAUCGAAGAGUAACUCGAGCGGAUUAUUAUAAGUAUCGAUUGGCUAUCCGGAACCACUUCAACGUUUUUUUAAUGGGACGUCGUUUAACUCAACAAUGGAUAGUAGACAGUUAUGUUAAGAUAGAGAAAGAUAGAUUAAAUUACUGUAAAUUUAAUCAGAAAAAAUUGCGGGCCGAAUCUUAUCAAGGUUUAUUAGACCAUUUACAAUCACGGCUUUCUAAUAACAAUACAAAUUCAAAUAUAGGCAAAAUUGUUAUUUUACCAUCAAGUUUCUUGGUGGUGCAAUCUGGUGCAUUGCAUAUAUGCGGUGCAUAUAUUGCAAACCGGUGCAAUAUAAUUGACGCCGAACUAUUACAAAUUCCUACACAAGAUGAAUCGCAAUCAUACUACAGUAAAUUAAAUGUCGAUCAAAAAGAAGUAGUAGAUUUUAUAUUAAAUUCAGUCGAAAAUGGAACACUUGAUAAUCCUCAUUGUGUAUACAUAGACGGACCUGGGGGUUCUGGCAAAACAUUGAUUUACACAAUUUAUUGA